UUCCCAGUAACACGCGCGGUGGAACGCUUUUUGACGGACAAAGUUGUGUUUAUUAAAACUGAAACGAGCAUAAUCUUAAACGGAGCCAGUGGACGCUUUGCAGUGAACAACGAAGGAAAAGAGUGAGCGUGUGAUAAAGGACAGAGCAUGAGGGGCGAUCCUGGACCGGUUCAGAUCGUGACAGUCAACAAGGAGGAUCACUCCUUUGACCUGGAUACAGAAGCACUCAGUCGAAUUCUGUUGGAGUCUGAGGUUCGAGAUAAGGAUGUGGUGGUCGUGUCUGUCGCCGGUGCUUUCAGAAAAGGGAAAAGUUUCCUUUUGGAUUUCAUGCUCCGCUACAUGUAUAGAAAGCAUGAUCAGGACUGGCUUGGGCAGGAGAAUGAGCCCCUGACGGGAUUCUCCUGGAGAGGAGGCUCAGAGCCAGAGACCACUGGCAUCCAGCUAUGGAGUGAUGUUUUCAUUGUGCAGAAGACAGAUGGAAGUGAGGUUGCGGUGCUUUUAAUGGACACGCAAGGAGCGUUUGAUUCUCAGUCCACUGUGAAAGAUUGCGCCACUAUCUUUGCCCUCAGCACCAUGACCAGUUCUAUCCAGAUUUAUAACCUGUCACAGAAUAUUCAGGAAGAUGAUCUACAGCAACUUCAGCUGUUUACGGAGUAUGGCCGACUGGCAAUGGAUGAAAUCUUUCUAAAGCCUUUUCAGUCACUUAUGUUCCUGGUCAGAGACUGGAGUUUCCCCUACGAGUACAAAUACGGGUUUAAGGGAGGAAGUGAUUUCUUGGACAAACGUCUGCGAGUGAAGCAGACUCAGCAUGAGGAGCUUCAGACAGUGAGAGAGCACAUUCACUCCUGUUUCACCUCCAUUUCCUGUUUUCUCUUACCGCACCCUGGCCUGAAGGUGGCAACAAGCCCUGCUUUCUCGGGACAGCUGUGUGAUGUGGCUCCAGAGUUCAAGGAGCAGUUGCGUGAACUCAUUCCCAAUCUGUUGAAGACUGACGAGCUGGCUGUAAAAGAGAUCAAUGGGAAUAAGGUGACCUGCAGGGGCCUGCUGGAGUACUUCAAGGCAUAUAUUAAGAUAUAUCAGGGAGAAGACCUUCCACACCCCAAAUCCAUGCUAGAGGCUACAGCAGAGGCCAAUAACCUUGCGGCUGUGGCAUCAGCUAAAGACCAUUACUACAAAAAUAUGGAGAAGGUGUGUGGUGGAGAUCUUCCUUAUGUGGCUCCUGACUCGCUGGAGGAGAAGCACCGGUUUAUCCUGCAGGAGGCCCUUCAUCUCUUCUCCAGCACGAAGAAGAUGGGCGGCCGGGACUUCUGUAACCGUUACCAGGAACAGUUGGAAGCAGAGCUAAAAGAGAUGUGGGAGUCCUUUAGCAAACACAACGAGUCCAAGAAUCUUUUUAGUGCUUUCCGGACACCUGCAGUGUUGUUUGUCGUGGUCUGCUUCCUGUAUGUGCUGUCAGGAAUUUUGUUCUUCAUUGGCCUAGAAACUAUUUCCUUUGCAUGUGACUGUGUAGUUGGUCUGGCCAUGAUUGCUAUGCUGACCUGGGCCUUUAUCCGGUACUCUGGCCAGUACAGAGAAGUAGGCACCGCCAUAGACCAGGCUGCUGGAGUAAUACUAGAGCAGGCCACAGAUGUGUUAAACAAGACAAGAAGCCAGAGUCGGGUGGCUGCACAACAGAAGAAGACCCGAUAGCUUCUCAGUCUUAACGAAAAUGCCAGAACAAGAUGAAAACUGCACGGACGCAACCUAUAAUACGUUACCAAAUAAUGCACAUCUUCAUACAUAGCACUUCUAAUUCAGGUUGACUGAUUUUGUAAGAAUAUCUUAAAGCUAUUUUUUUUUUUAUAAACACAAAUAUGAAAAUAAGACCAAAUAUCACAAGCCAAGCAGCUGGUAUUUCAGAGACAGGUAUGUAUUUAACACAAGGGCUAAACUCUCCAUAGAGCUGCAUUGAUAAGUUUACAGUUGUUAACUCUAGUACAGCCAAAGACACAUCCUCCAUAGCAGGUCAGGGUCGUGUAGCUCUUAGAUUGCACUUUUAUUGCACUCUGUAGACAUGUUAUCUGUUUGUUCUCUUUAGCCAGGAAUACCUUUGCACAUGAACUGCCCUUACUUCAUUAAGGCUUGAGAUGUUUAGUAUUAAAAGUGUAACUGUGUUGUAUUACGUGACCUUUGCAAGAGCUUUAUUCUAUGAUCUUUGUACCAAUAUGUGGCCUUCUAUGCAUUCCAUCUUUCUAUCUUGUAUACAUCCAUGUAUGAUUUACAUGGGAAUUUCUAUCAGUAAGCUGUUUCACUUGUAUUGGGUUUUGUAAUCGGGGUUUCAAACAUAUAUUUUUCCAGCUCAAUGUUCUUAAGUGCUGGACUGGUUCUGUUCAUUUCUUAACUGCUGGCAUGUUGUUGAAAACCAUCCUGAAACUCGUUACGUUGGACUGAAAGUUUGAGUAUUUAUAGAAAAGCUAAUACCAAUAAUUCAAGUGUUUUGAGGAAAGCUCAGUCAUUGUGUACUAUUCUGUAAUCAGGUUCAUAUUUGCAUAUUAUAUUAGUAAAUUCCUGAUUUGAUUCUGUUA
Messenger RNA from Carassius carassius (crucian carp), 2564 nucleotides. RefSeq names its product atlastin-3-like. Gene Ontology annotation, biological process: protein homooligomerization; endoplasmic reticulum organization. Lineage: Eukaryota; Metazoa; Chordata; Actinopteri; Cypriniformes; Cyprinidae. Gene Ontology annotation, molecular function: GTPase activity; GTP binding. The record is from RefSeq and is a predicted model, not a curated record. The transcript has 14 exons. Bases 148 to 1689 code for a protein of 513 amino acids.